AAAGCAGAAGGAAAAAAAAAAAGAAAAGAAAAGCGAGCUGGGGUCGCAAGGCACACUUUGUAACAGUCUUCGAAGGGACCUUGCCAAUGCACACGUGCUUCAUCCCCCCAAAAGAAUUUGCCAAAGCCGAGAGCUACUGAUCAACAUACACCCAGUAGUGUAACUCUUGAAGUUUAGACAAAGAGCAAGAACUGAACAAGACAUUGGAUGUUGACAGAAGAAAUCCCAUUCAGUGCCUUAACCAAGAACAGAGUGUUCUGAAAGUCAACACAUUCUGGAGGGAACCUCUAAGCAGAAGGUGCAGUACUGUUUACCCUGAAGAAGCUUGAGUGUGUGCUGGAAAGUGCUGACAGCUCAAAUGGAUCGCAUGGAACUGCAAAAAGUCAACAUCGAACUUGAUGAUGAAAGCAAUAGUGGAGAAAGCAUUGGAGACAGCUACACUGAAACAGGAGAUUCAGAAAAGGCUACUAUUAGCAGUCAAUUUGCUAAUGAUUAUGCAGAAAGUCAGAAGUUCCUUACAAAUGGAUAUCUGGAAAAAAAGAAAUUGGAAGACUAUAAAGAAGAAUAUCAUCCAGGAACUGCGUCCUUUGGAAUGUCCGCGUUUAACUUGAGCAAUGCCAUCAUGGGCAGUGGCAUCUUAGGGCUGUCAUAUGCCAUGGCCAACACUGGAAUUAUACUGUUUGUAGUUCUGCUGCUCAGUGUAGCGAUAUUAUCACUCUACUCAGUUCAUCUUUUAUUGAAGACAGCGAAAGAAGGAGGCUCAAUAAUAUACGAAAAACUAGGAGAAAAGGCAUUUGGAUGGCCUGGGAAAAUUUGUACUUUUAUUUCUAUUACAAUGCAGAAUAUUGGAGCAAUGUCAAGCUACCUCUUUAUUAUUAAAUAUGAACUUCCUGAAGUAAUCAGAACAUUUCUACGGCUAGAAGAGAAUUCUGGAGAAUGGUACCUAAAUGGUAACUACCUCGUUAUAUUUGUGACAGUCGGAGUAAUUCUUCCACUUUCUCUUCUAAAAAGCUUAGGUUAUCUUGGCUAUACAAGUGGAUUUUCACUGUCCUGCAUGGUUUUCUUCCUAAGUGUGGUCAUCUACAAGAAAUCCCAAAUACCUUGUCCUAUCCCUUCCCUGGAAAAUGCUGUUGGAAACUGGACCUACAACAAUAACACAGUUCCAAUGCACUUGGUAAUGUUACCAAAUAAGUCUGCUUAUUCUGGAGUUAAUUUCAUGAUGGACAACACACAUGGACAUACUACAGGUCUUGAAGAGGCAGGAGACCUUCUACCCAAAAGUGGAGUGGAGUAUGAAGCCCACAGUGAAAGUGAUGACAUGUGCAAACCACAAUAUUUUGUGUUUAACUCACGGACUGCCUAUGCAAUACCCAUCUUGGCAUUUGCAUUUGUGUGCCACCCUGAAGUGUUACCAAUAUACAGUGAACUUAAAGACCGAUCACGAAAGAAGAUGCAGAAUGUUUCAAACAUGUCCAUCACUGGAAUGCUAAUCAUGUAUCUGCUUGCUGCUCUGUUUGGUUACCUUACCUUCUACGGAGAAGUUGAAGAUGAAUUACUUCAUACCUAUACCAGAGUGUAUACUUUUGACACCCUUCUUCUGAUGGUUCGUGUAGCAGUGCUAGUAGCUGUAAUGUUGACUGUGCCCAUAGUCCUUUUUCCUAUCCGUUCAUCAAUCUCUACGUUGUUAUUUCCCAAAAGGCCAUUCAGCUGGAUAAGGCAUUUCCUGAUUGCGGCUAUAAUUCUCGCUUUUAACAACCUACUUGUCAUUUUUGUGCCAACUAUUAAAGACAUCUUUGGAUUCAUCGGUGCAUCUGCUGCCACAAUGUUGAUUUUCAUUCUUCCUGCUGCUUUCUAUUUACGACUUGUCAAAAAAGAACCUAUGAGGUCACCACAAAAGAUUGGGGCCCUGAUUUUCCUCAUAGUUGGAGUAAUUUUUAUGAUUGGAAGUAUGACUCUAAUCAUCAUGGACUGGAUUUACAACUCUCCAAGUUCCAAACAUCAUUAACCUGUAGAGACGUCAGAGUACUUUUUAGCCUGGAAAUAUUUGCAUAUUGUGCUCCAAAAGUCACUUUCUGACACCUAAUAGGAAUGCUAUUUCUAGCUAACAACUGUAAUAUUCCAAAGACUGUUACUAGGAAUGUCACUAGAACACAGUGGAAUACUAAAUCGUCCUUUUUACAAGGGGGAGUUAUUUAUGCAUUAAAAACCUGUGCUUAACAUGUCUAGCCAGGUUACAGUAAGGUGUGUUGUGGAUACUUUGUUUUCAAAAGCAAAAUAAGAGUAACUGUGUAUAUAGUUCUCAGACAUAGUGUUGUUUUUUUUUGUAUUAUUAUUAUACAAUAACCACAGUGGCUAGAAUACUGGGAACCAAAGUCCUGGCCAGAAUAAAUUAGCUAGUGCCUUGUUACAACUGAACAACACAGAUAUGGCUUACAUUUGACCCUGCUUUGAGAGCAAGGUCACAAUGUUCUCUGAAAAAAAAGAUGACCAGCCAUUAAACAAAGCUGAGUAUUCAGCGUAUUGUUACCAGAUUGUCACCAUUCAUACAGCUAUUAAAACCUCAUUCAUAAAGCAAGAGAACAGGCCAGCUUUGGCCUACAUCUCAGAGUUGGAUCCAUGUGAGAAGACACCUGUGCUGAUAGGCCAGGGCUCAAUCUAUGUUGAUCACUUACACGACAGGGGGCCUGUAUUUAAAUAGCAGAACUGCAUAAUUAUCAGUUUGUUAUUAAAUAUGCCUGUGCUGGAAGUAGCAGGUUUGUGGUGUGGGGGCUUUGUUAAUUCUUGUACAGGUGUGAGAGCUGAUGUCACUGAACAAGUAUCCUCCAUGUAAACUUGUCUUCCAUUAUCACUCAUAGGGAUUUAUGGAGACCACAAAGCAUAUGAGAGCACACUACCCAGUAUUGUUUGAUACAUAUGUAUUUGAUAAAUGUUCAGUGCAGGAAACUGUGAUUUACUAUAUAUAUAUAGUAAAGAUUAUAUAUAUAUAUAAUCUUUUUCUCUAGUUACCAGAAUUUUAAUGUAUGGCACAUUAUUUUCGAUUUUUUUAUAUGUGUAGAUCUCUGUUUUCAUAGCGAUAAGCUUUAUACUAUUUUGAAGAAAAUAUAUUGGGUAGAUGGAUUUGUAAAAAGUUCAUUUUUUAUGUACCAGUGCUUGAAAUAUAUCUUUGAAAGCCCAAGCCAUUACCUGUGUAACAAGACACUCAGAUGUUUACUACCAUGUAAUGUUAUAAAAAACUGCAAGGAAACAGGUCUUUACAUGCUUUUCUCCACAAAAUUGUUAAUGUAGACUACUUCUGUAUUUUCAUUUUAUAUUACUAAUAUAAGUAGUUUCUAAUAUGAAUAUAUUUUAACUUGCACAUGUACAACUCCAACUGAAUCAACAUACAAUUAACCUAUAUAAUUCAAUACAAAAAGAAAAUAACAGCAAGUUUGUUGUUCUAGUGCACUAAUGCUCAAUUACCCCUCACUAUCCUAGAAACUAUUGGCCUCUAGGACUUCAGAAUUAGUUUGCUUUAGUUUACAUCCUGUACAUAUACCCCACAUCCUCACCAGAAAGGGGUACCCUAAUUUUACAACAAAAUGUCUGCAUCCUUUUCAUUGAUUUCAAAGGGACUGAAAAGUCAGGAUAUAAUUUAGUUGAGGAAUUAAAUUUGAAAAUCUAGUGAUAACUCAGCUGCUAUGAAUAAUAGCUGUGGUAUGUUUGACUAGCUAGUAAGUUUACUGUAAAACUGAUUGUGAAUCUGUAUGAUUUUUAAGAGUAAAUUAUUACAAAGAAGUGGUCCAAACUGAGCUACAUCUUUCAGUGUGAUGCUUCCCAUCCGUGUAUGUACUGUAAAUAUAGUAUCCUAGGCACAUUCCACAUGUGUGCUGAGUAUUAAGAAAAAUGAUAUUUUGUUUAGGAUCAUCAGUGAGCCUAACAAAAAGAAAUGAGCUGCACUCAUACAGAACAUGUCAAUCAACUUAAUCAAAGGCCUGAUUCUGUAAUCCUUAUACACACAUAUACCUGCCCCUCCCUUCCAUUGUUACUAUUCAAAUGUGGAAGAACUGCAGACUUGAUUCCAACUGUGUUCUUGGAAGGCAGAUUAAUCUAGGAACUGAAGUAUCUGAAUGGAAUUCAAUCUAACCCACCUGAAA
Gavialis gangeticus (Gharial) is the source of this 4133-nucleotide messenger RNA. It is a transcript of the gene SLC38A4, whose product is annotated as solute carrier family 38 member 4. The record is from RefSeq and is a predicted model, not a curated record. The transcript is spliced from 17 exons. Gene Ontology annotation, molecular function: amino acid transmembrane transporter activity. Bases 359 to 2005 code for a protein of 548 amino acids. Gene Ontology annotation, biological process: amino acid transmembrane transport. NCBI's taxonomy places the organism in Eukaryota, Metazoa, Chordata, Crocodylia, Gavialidae.